GAACUGAAGCGGCUCUCCCUGCGUGGUCAGCCGCUAACGCCAUCGACGUAUUGAAACAGCACAGUUUGGAGACGUGCGUGCCGAGGCCUGCGCGAAAUUGCACAGCGCGACGCCGCGGAACACCCUCAAACACAGCACAGCACGUGACAAGCAGCACACGCAGCGUAAACGAUGCGGACCACCGUCUUCCCCGGCAACCUCGCACCGAUAGUCGUCGACGUCGACUGCAAAGGAGUUAGGCACGUCGACUCCUUCCUCUGGAGCCUCGAUGCGUCGCGGAUGGCGCCCGAAGAGUUUGCGAAACAAACAGUAGACGAUUUGCAGCUCCCGCAAGAAUGCGUUGCAUUGAUAGCAGCUUCAUUGAGAGAGCAACUGAAAGUCGCCCAGCAGCUCCAGAAAUUUGUAGCGCGGCGCGACGAACCUUUGCUGCCGCGGCACGUCACGCUCGUAGUGGACGCGACGAACGAGCAGAAGCGUUUUUGUGAUGAGUUCGUCUGGGACACGCUCGACUCGUCCUGCGACAAGCCUGAACUAUUAGCGCGAAGGACGUGCGCGGACAUGGGGCUGCACGCACCCUUCGACGCCGCGGUCGCGUUCGCCAUCCGCCGGCAGCUUUAUAGGGUGGCGCUGGGCUUCCGACCUCACGAAAAUAAGGCGUCGUCGCAGCGAGACUUUCCCAUGCCGGGCCGCGCGGAGCCGCACUGCUGGCAGGCGCGCGACCCGCGCGACCCCCGGGCCCAGGUGCCCGGGCCCCAGCCCAUCGGCGACCCGCCGCCGCGCAUGACGGGCCUCCACGUCUUCGCGUCGAAGUGGCACGAGAACCGCGCGGCGAAACUCGCCGCGGACCAGCCCGUGCCCGACAUUAGUGUGGAGGAGGCCUGGGCGAACCUGCCGCCGGAGACGCGGGAGCGCUUCGAGCAGGUGGCGCGCAAAGGAGGCGGGAAGUAGACGUUGUAGUAAGUGUUCA
Pelagomonas calceolata is the source of this 967-nucleotide messenger RNA. The record is from the annotation of a GenBank genome assembly. Lineage: Eukaryota; Pelagophyceae; Pelagomonadales; Pelagomonadaceae.